ACCAGUUACAUUCGGGCAUUACAAUCGAUCGGUGUGGAAAAUUCGAAAUCCCUUAGUUCAGAAAGGGAAAGUGCUGGGAGGGGAUUGGAAAGGGCACCUUCGGUGAUUUUUUUUUGCGACGUGGGUUCAAUUUUACUGAAUGAUUUAAGCGUGUGCACACAAGUAUUUUGAUAGUUAAAAUAUGAACUACCAACGCGUAGCAGCGAUGGAGAACGGGUUGAAAAAGGAAGAUUUUUGCAGCGCCAGCAAAGGAAACAAAAGCAUUAUCAAUGGACUGAACGUAGGUGUUUGAGUGAAGUUUGAAGUCGUGCCGAUCAUUAUAACGUACCAAAUUGUGUGAAAGACACUCGAACAGUACACAACAAAAUCAUCACUGGAAAUCAUGAGGGAUAUACUGCAAGCCAAUGGCAUUACCAUCACGGUGGCAAUACCGAACGUUCCGAAUCGGGAAAAAUGGGGCAAAGGGGUGGAAUUCAUGCUGUCCUGCAUUGCCUACUCGGUGGGGUUUGGGAACAUCUGGAAGUUUCCCUACACGGCACUGGAGAAUGGAGGAGGUGCCUUCCUGAUCCCGUACCUGAUAGUACUGUUCCUGAUUGGGCGACCCAUCUAUUAUCUGGAGAUGGUGAUGGGGCAGUUUUGUAGUCGAGGUUGCGUGAAGAUCUACGACAUGGCACCGGUUAUGCGAGGCGUUGGCGUAGGUCAAUCGUUGGCGAUGUUCGUGGUGAUGACCUACUAUACUCCGGUACUGGCAAUCACGCUCUACUAUUUGAUUGCAUCGUUUAGCAGCGAGCUUCCGUGGAGUCGAUGUGAUCCUUCGUGGAGUCGGUGUAUCGAUUCAAUAUCUCGGGAGCUAGAAAAUUCCAAUGGAUCACAGCACAUGAACGUUUCGGCAGAGUUGUUCUUCACGAAAACCGUCAUGCACCGAGCACCACUGGCACAAGGUCUUGGCAUACCGGACAUGGACCUAACGCUGUGUCUUCUAGCCUCCUGGCUAGUGGUGGUCGUCAUCCUGAUCAAAGGCAUCCGAAGCACCGGAAAGUGUGCUUAUUUUCUAGCCAUUUUUCCAUAUGUUAUCAUUUUGAUUCUAUUCGUUCACUCGUGCACGCUGGAAGGUGCUGGUAAGGGAAUAAAGUUUUUCCUAACUCCCGAUUGGAAACAGCUGUUUGAACCUCGCGUUUGGAUGGAAGCCGUUACGCAGUGUUUCUUCUCCCUGUCUAUCUGCUUUGGUGGAAUCAUUGCGUACUCGUCAUUUAACAACUUCACUAACAAUGUCUAUCGGGACGCCAUGAUCAUCUCCUGGUUGGAUACGUUCACCUCGAUCAUCGUGGGAUGCAUCGUGUUCGGAGUGCUCGGAAACCUGGCGCACGUCACCAACAAGGAAAACAUUCAGGACGUGGUCCGGCAGGGGCCGGGCUUGACCUUCAUGGCCUAUCCGGACGCCAUCUCCAAGUUUGAGUAUUUUCCGCAGCUGUUUUCGGUGCUAUUCUUCCUGAUGCUGUUCAUAGUCGGCAUCGGGAGUAACCUGGGCGUGGUCACCAGCAUCAUAACGGCUAUCAGAGAUCGCUGUCCAACGCUGGAGAACUGGAAGGUUGCAAGCGUGGUGUGCGUGGUGGGAUUCAGUUUGAGCACGAUCUACAUGGCACCCGGAGGACUUGAUCUGUUGGAUGUGUUUGAUAAUUAUGGUGCCAAGUACGUCACGUUGACGUUCGCCUUGUUUGAGCUGAUUACGUUUGGGUGGAUCUACGGAGUGGACCGAAUAUGUCGAGAUAUUCAGUUCAUGUUGAACAUCGAAACAGGCAAAUUUUGGAGGAUUUGCUGGGGUUUUCUGACUCCUUUGGUUGUGGCAGUUAUUUUAAUUGGUUGUCUUGUUGAUCACAAACCGGUUGACGUUCCUGAUGAAUACAACCUUGUCGGCUGGUGUGUCUACAUACUUGCGGUGAUUCAGUUGCCGCUUUGGGCCAUCUUCGCUGUCGUUUCUCAGAAGCAAUCCGGAUUGGUCAAUAAGAUAAGAAAUGCCUUUAAACCAACCAAAUCGUGGGGACCUGAGAAUUAUCACACAAGGGAGUUGUACAAUUUGUCCUUGGAAAAACUGGGCGCAUCGUCAGACAGGAAUAAGGAAUCGAAUGUGUUGAAAUUUAUUUAUCGCAGAGUUUUAAAAUAGCACUAAGACAUUUUAUUAUAUAAGCUUUUUUAUCGUUUAAGACACAAAAUUGUUUGUAAAUAAAUCUUGUGAAUCCCA
Messenger RNA from Armigeres subalbatus, 2239 nucleotides. RefSeq names its product sodium-dependent nutrient amino acid transporter 1-like. Lineage: Eukaryota; Metazoa; Arthropoda; Insecta; Diptera; Culicidae. Bases 383 to 2161 code for a protein of 592 amino acids. Gene Ontology annotation, biological process: sodium ion transmembrane transport. The record is from RefSeq and is a predicted model, not a curated record. Gene Ontology annotation, molecular function: L-amino acid transmembrane transporter activity. The transcript is spliced from 6 exons. Gene Ontology annotation, cellular component: plasma membrane.